Molecule: messenger RNA, 3700 nt
Organism: Pyricularia oryzae 70-15
Lineage: Eukaryota; Fungi; Ascomycota; Sordariomycetes; Magnaporthales; Pyriculariaceae
Exons: 4
Coding region: 1755-2999 (414 amino acids)
Cellular component (GO): RNA polymerase II transcription regulator complex
Molecular function (GO): DNA-binding transcription activator activity, RNA polymerase II-specific; transcription cis-regulatory region binding
Source: RefSeq, a predicted model, not a curated record
GAAAAGAAUUAAAUGAGAAAAUUGAAAUAAAGUCCUCAUAAUUGUAUCCUCUUGGCUCCAAUGGUUGAAUUUUCUAUUCUUUCUACCCUCUGUCUUUAGCUUGGCCAUAUACCCUUCUGUCUGCUACAAAGUAAACCGUUCUGCCAGCCGGGUUACUGUUCAACUGCCCACCCAGCUCUUCCUUUCAUAUAGAGACCCGAUCAACAAACGGCUAGACUUUUUUCUGUUAACCUACAGACACCCGCUCCGAUACAAAAUCUAUUCUCACUGGAGAAGCCGUUCUGUCGUCCACCAAACGUCUGGUGUCAUAACGGCGAGCAACUGCUGGAGUGGGGGAGGCGUUCGUUUACCACGACCACAUCACACGCCACCCACACCUUUUUUUCAUCAUUCAUUCCAGCCCAGGAAAGACGGCGUGAAAAUUCUCUGCAUCCCAAAAAGCAGUCGCUACAUGCAAAGAAGCCACACCAACGUCCAUUACUUCCAAGAACCGAAAGCAACCUCUUGCCCAACCCGGAUAGAAUUUACCAUCUUUGCUGGCUCUCUUUUUGGGUCAGCAGGUGACCCCCAACUCUGAAAAUAAGCACGGGCUCAAGCUAGGUUGCUUGACUGUUGUCCCUACGACGUGGCGUAGCUUCUGCAUGUUGGGGCAAACGCCUCGUCGCCAGGGAAGGAAGUAACAAGGCAAAGCAGAGUGAGGAAAAAAAAAAAAAGUUGAGCUCCGCUCUUCGGCCAAAAUUGGACCUCACACUCAGUCAGUCGCUGGAGCAGGGUCCCCAGCUCGCUUGGCUCGGUCUAGGGGAGGGGAAGCCCUAGCACGGGUGUGUUGCAUGGCUAAGGAAGAGGAAAGAGGAGCUGACUUUCAAGUCCUUGGUUGGCGUGCGGCUGCGGACCUUUUUGUGUCUUGUUACCCGUCGUGGACCAGCCGUUCUGACCCUCGUCUCUCCUCUUUCUUUUACAUAAAAAUUACACCCGAACCCCUCUGCAGAUUUCCCACUGAACCUGUCAUCGACAUUUCUCUUAUCUCAACUUUUGGACAAACCGACAAGUCAAGUCCAGGCACAUCUGGAUCAAACCCCUGCCGUCCAAGCAAUCACCCGGGGCCUUAUCUCUCGGAUCUCAGUUAACCUUGCCGCUUGUUGCCCAAGCGCUUGUCAAUUGACCAACGAGCGUGCGUACUGAUUGGUGCUGCCCGUUAUCGCAUCGCAUCAUCGCAUCGCAUCUUUUUUUUUUUUUUUUUUUGCGCCCAUACCCCCGGCACCGGCAUCAGGCCUGAACCCGCUGCCGCGCGCCUAAGCCCGUCUAUCAAAGCUCGGGUCCGGACCUGCGUCAUCGGCACUUUAUUCAUUUUCAUUUUUUUUCUAUAUUUAUAUUUUCUGACGUUUCACUGCCAAGCCGCCGUCUUCCGGCUGCCUCCCGGCGCCGCCCACCCCCGGGAGCAAAUACUUGUCGCCCCGGUACCACCGCUCGACUUCACACUUACCGGCCAGGCAAUCAAAGCUAAGCUACUAAAAGAACAAACCAAAAGAGCCUGGCUAUACAUAGCCUGUCAAUCCCUAGAUUAGUUGCAGAGAAGAAAUUGCAUCUUCUCAUUCCUGGAUGCAGGACCAUCAGCGGAUAAGUGGCAGGUAACUGGCACUUAUAAUCUUUCAUUUACUUUUCUUCUUCCUUUCAUACGUGGGAACGGCACUGCCAAGCCGCCCCCUCCACUUCGACUACCUGGGGUCUGGCGGAUCUCGUCUUGACGAACAGGUAUGGCAGACAAGAUGUCCAUCGACAGAAAAGACCCCGUCAAGGAGGAUACUCCAGACACUGUUGGCUCUAGCCCCGAGGGCGAGCAGCAGACCCAGCAGGGCAACAGCGCCACAAACAACGGCAAUCAUCAGGAGCCUCAAGAGACACAGCAACCAAAACGCAAAGGUGGUCGCAAGCCUAUCUAUGCAACUUCAGAGGAGAGAAAGCAGCGCAAUCGUCAGGCCCAGGCUGCCUUCCGUGAGCGGCGGACCGAGUACAUCAAGCAGCUUGAGGAAGCUAUCAAGAUACAUGAGCAGAAUCUUCACCAGCUCCAGGCUGCUCAUCGCAAUGCGGCAGAUGAAUGUCUUAUGCUUCGUUAUAAGAACUCGCUUCUUGAACGCAUUUUACUCGAAAAAGGCAUCGAUGUGCAGGCCGAGUUGCGUGCCAAGACCGGGAGCCCAAACUUGGGCCCAACGCAUAUGCCACAGAACUUGGUCCCACCACCUCCGAUCUCGAGGUCAUUGUUGAAUCGACACCACUCCCGCAGGUCAAAUUCUAGUAUAGCGCCCAAGAUGGAGCCAGGUCUUGGCGUCCUACACCCAUCACCGGCAAGCAGGCAAGGGGCAUCCUCUCACUCAGCUUCUCCGACAAACACGAACUCCAUCUUCACUGGUUCCCCAGCAGGUUCUACCUCUGAUCACAACCAGACGAACAACCGCUCAGGAAUGCCACCGGGUGGCAUGAAACCCCAGCAGGGGGUAGCGAUGUCCCAGGGUCUAACGCCAGGCGGUCCCGCAAGGGGAAUGCAGCAGCAAAUGCACACAGCAGCCCAUCGUGCUCAUGCCAUGCGUGUGGCUGCCGCUACAGCUGGCGGUGCAACACCAUCUGCGCCCUUCUAUCCUUCCCCGGCAUUUCAGAGCCAUAUCGACCAGCUUGAACAAGAAUACGAUGCUGCAGACAACAUGAUGGAUGAUUGUGAGACGCCAGAUACUCCCUCAGGACCGGGACCGUAUCCCGGUGCUCCAUAUUCCGGAGAGGGACAGCCUUUGAACCUUUCGAGCCCUGCAGCAACGGGAACCCCCCUUGACAGUUCGAUCGCCCCGUCACCUGCAGUCACUUCAACAGCUACACAUACCACCAGUGCCUACCCUUCAAUGACACAACUGCUCGAUACCGGUAUUGACUGGGACCCUUUUGGGCUUACGGCAAGUAUGGCAUUUCCUAAUGGCAGCCAGUUUGCUUUCGACACAAGCAACAUGAGGUGAUACCUCGGCCACUUCAAACGCUCUGAACAUAUGAUUCAUAAUCUAUCCACCCGAUUACGGUUCUCAAACCCUUAUCUUCUCUACUGAAUGUCUUUAAUUCUUUUUUACUGAUCAUUGUUUCUUCCACACGGGCGGGGUGAUAUAUAUAAAAAAACGACUUUUGCGACGCUUUACGGAAAUACCCAACACGGUGGAUAUAACGGCUUGACAUUGUGUUUUGUUUUGGUGUCAUUAUUUUGGUGAGGCGUUGUUUUUCUCCCUACUCUCUGUUUUAAAGUCCAUGGCUGUCUAUUCUAUAUGGACGGACGACAGGUUUUUCUUCUUCUGAUGCUGUGAAAAUGGGCGAAUCAAGGUCAGGAAAAGUUAUUGUGUUUUUUGUUCUUUGGCUUGCACAACUGAAUAUACUACCAUAAGGGCGGUUUCCAUUUUGUACCCAGGGCUAUCCUGUGGCCACUUCUUUCAUAAACGUCCAGGCUUAUUUGCUCUUAUUUGCUUUCCAUUUCAGGCCUAUGUUGAUUCUGAAAAUACAUUUUAUGCAGCGGGCUACGCGAGGAGUUUCUAGGCUGGGGAAAAUUCAAGAAAUGUAGAAAUGAAACGAUUACAAAAUCAAGAGAAUAUUGCAUUUGAGACUAGUUCUAGUGACAAGGCGACCUGCGCCAGCUUUCACCAUUCUAUAGGCCGCAACUGGCAUACCUGUCUGC